ACGCAACCUGUUUGCAUUCCUGAUCUGUCAGCUAUUCAUGCGUGAAGCCGUUAUUUUUCAAGUUUUGUACGGUUGAAAAAUUGUGUUGCUGUUCUUUGCGACUUGAAAUGUGAAUUAUCUAAAAAACUAUUGAAGUGAUUAUAUUCUUUUGUGUGAAUAUCGUGGAAUUAAAUCGAUAUGAGUUCAGAAAAUUCAGAUUCGGGCCCAGGCAUAACAUUGUCGUUGGUAGCUCAGUUUGAUGAUAUAAAUCGUUUGAACGGGAUUCUCAACGAUGGGGCCGCUGAGGAUUGCUUCCUAGCAUUCUUAAAACAAAUGGAGUGGGUCCGGGGACAAUGGGCGGCUGCUGAAGCAGAGGCGUCCCGUCUGCAGUCAGAGCUGGAUGAGGCUCUCCGGACCCUGUCUAAGUGGGAGGCCAAGUUUGCUCAUGUGAGGAAGCUACUUGAUGGGGAGAAAAGAGAGAGGAAUAUAGUACUGAAGAAGUAUAGUGAGCUGAGCAAAUUGCUGGACAUGGCUCGUGAUCUAUUGUUCAAUGAUAAUCGCGCCAAAUUGAAUGAUGAAACCUUGCAAAAAUUGGCCUUCCUGAAUGGAACUGCCCAACAGGAUCAUAAUGCUAAACUCACUGGUGUACCAGAGUUGAACUCUACAGGUACCCUUCUAUCGGAGAUGUCGUACUCCCGGUCCGAGGACGACCUCGACCUGUCCCUGGCGUCGACGCGGCGCUCGUGGGUGCAGCGCGGCGGCUGGGCCGCGCGGGACGCCGCGCCCGCCAACAAGAAGAGGCGGUCUUCUACCUCUUCUGCUACUAAGACGGUAGAGUUGCAAGGUGGCAAGGUGUUGGCGACGGCCACUACAACGUUGACGCUCGAGCGAGCUCCCACAAGUCACGACCUCAAGCCGCCGCAAAAUUUCCAACCGAUCUCGGAGAGCAGUGACGAGGCCCCGCCGCGCAAGUCGUCAGGCCGCCUGUCGGGCCGACACACACGCGCGGAGCUGUCUGUGCCACACGCACACACGCCCUCCGCACCCUCCGCACCGCCCCGUACUGACACAGAGAGUGGUUCGGACACGCCGCGCGCAGUCCCGCAGCGCACUCCGUCCGUGUUGUCAGCGGCGUUCGGUGGCUCACCGCGCGGCCGUCCGAGACAACACAACUUCGUCGCCAAGACCUUCUAUAAAAGGGAGACUUGCGGGCCCUGUGGCAAAAUCAUAAAGUUCGCGAAGUUGGGCGUGAAGUGCGAGACAUGUCGCGCGCAGGCGCACCCCGAGUGUCGCGCGCUGCUGCCGCUGCCCUGCGUGGCGCCCGGACCCGCCGCGCGCAGGGGGCCCGCGCAGGAGGGCUGCAUCUCAGACUACGCUCCAUCGACACCGCCUAUGGUACCGGCGCUGCUCGUUCACUGCAUCAAUGAGGUUGAGAAACGUGGUCUGACAGAAAAGGGUAUAUACCGUAUCAGUGCUACUGAUAAGGAGGUUAAAAGACUCAAGGAGCGCUUCCUGCGCGGCUGCGGGUCGCCGUCGCUGGCGGGCGAGGACGUGCACGUGGUGUGCGGCUGCCUGAAGGACUUCCUGCGCGGCCUGCGCGAGCCGCUCGUCACCAGCGCGCUGUGGCGGGACUUCAUGGACGCGGCGCGGCUGCCCGACGCGGCCGACGCCAGCGCCGCCGUGCUGCAGGCCGUCAGCCAGCUGCCGCAGCCCAACAGGGACACGCUCGCCUUCCUCGUGCUGCAUCUGCAGAAAGUAGCAGAAAGCGAGGAGUGUGAGAUGGGUAUCGACAACUUGGCGAAGAUAUUCGGUCCGACGCUCAUCGGGUACGGACUCAUGUCGCAGCCCGCAGAGAUGUACAACGCUACCGCACAGAUGUUUAGUGUCAUGCAGCUGCUGCUGCGCCUGCCGUGUGACUACUGGUCGCAGUGGGCGUGCCCCAACACGGACGCGGGGUCGCCGCUGGCCGCCACGCUCAACCGGCCCCGAGGGUUCUUCUUCUCGCCGGCUGAUACCGGUAUAUCCAGAAAGAAGAGGAACUAUUUCCAGUGACAGUAGCUAUUACUCAAAAUACAACCUUAAUGUAAGUGCUUUAGAGUUAUUUUUCGUUUGUUCAUAAGAGAACAUUUAUGUUAACCAUUGUCUAUGUACAUUAACAACUUAUUUAUAAAAUAACAUUUAGUUUCAUGUUCUUAUUAAUAUAAUUCUGACUAACUUAAGUUAUCAUUAUUAAUUUUAGUGACAUUCUGUGUAAAUUUUUCAUUAAUUUUGUUUAUUUUUAGUUCUAGUUAAAUUGCUUGAUAGAACCCCAAGUUGUUGAAUCAAAUUAAUUUCAAAAUAUUGCAAAGAGAGGGUGUGACCGACAUUCUAUUUCACAACUCGUCUAUAGUUUACCGAAUAUAUGGAUUCUAAUUUCCAAAUCUUUCAGUUUUUUUUAAUGCCUUUGCAAAACUAAACCAUAUGGUCUGCCCUUAAAGUUUAUUUUGCAUUGCAAUGUGCUACAUCUAUAAAAUAAGUUUUCUACAAUAUUUUUUGUGUGUUCUGAGAUUGUCUGUUUAUCAUAUUAAUGUGUGGAAAAUGCAAAUUACCUACAUGAAUAUUUUGUUUGUUUUUUUACAAUCUCAAUACACGUUUUCCUGUUUUGUACUUAAUUUUGUAUGACGUUAAGCUUUUCUUUAUUGUGUAUCAUAGCUAUUGAAUCAAUCCACUUUUAACGAUAAAAAUGGAUGUAUAUUCAGUGCUUUUGUUUAAUGUUUACAGCAAAUUUAAAUGUUAAAUGUUUAAUAUUGAAAACGAUACAUAAAAAUAAAACAAAGCCUACGGUUUGAAUAUAUCCGCGUCGAGUCUAGUUAUUAGACUUUAUGAAUAAUUUACUAUACCUUUCAUAAAUAAAAACCUAUUUCGAAUAAUACAAAUUCGCUUAAAACUUGCCAUAAUUCGUCCUGGCGAGUAUAAUUUCCAAUGAACAGUCGUUCAUAAGAAUCGAUCACCCAGAAACAGUUACUCUGAAACUUUUAUCUAACAUUAAAACUUGCUGUAAAACAUUCCGUAGUUAGUGUUUAUUAUUUAAGUUCAUAUUUCCGUUAUCGUGACGUCACGCUCCCGCCUACGAUCAACGUCUUUGUAUAAUAUUUACGUUAUUAUAAUUACAGUUGCGCAAAUCGCAAAUAUUUCUCUAGGAAAAACCGCUUGAAAUAAUAUUGUGUAUGUCGUUCAGAGAAUAUGCCUCAAACUGUUGUUAUAUUUUUUCUCAAGAGGUUUUCCAGAUAAUUGCAUCUUUAACUAUCUUUUCGAAGUUAUUUAAAGGACUUUAGCACGAACGCCGUCAAAUAAGUUUUUGCAAUGUAUCAUUUUUAUGGCGAACGUAAUACUCAUAUUUGAUUGGUGUUCAUGUUCAUUGCUUACAGGUUUAUGUGUUAUAGAUAUCUAUUCAAGUCCAGUAUAAUGUCAUGGUAUCAAAAUUAUCAUUAAAGACCCACAAUAUACACAAACAUACUGGAUUUCGUAUGUUAGCAGCUUUUAUUAAUUUAGUUUACAAUGUAAAAAGGAAUCAAUUUCUUUAUUUACACAUCAUUACAAAAAUAGUCAAAAGUGAUACGUUGUCUCUUUCUCUUACAAUAAAAAAGUAAAUUGAAAGAGUGAGACAAGUCAAUUUUUUAUUUUUGCUUUCUCUAUUAUGAACCAAGUCAUGUUUGUAUAAAUGUUCAUUUUCAUUUAACUAGGAUUAUUGUAGUGUUAAACAUUUAAUACGAUGUUCUUUUGUAUUAAAUAUUAAGUAUUUUUUGACAUUUCUCUUAUAAAAUUGUUUUCACACUUCAGACUUCGACCUUAUUCAAUCUAGACCGCACCAAAUGUUUAUUUAAUUACGACAUUUUAACGGUUUAAAUAAAUAAAUUAAAAAUGCAGCUUUGAAAGUCCUCAAUAAUGGUUGGUUUGGUGAGGUCCAAUUAUCACAAUAGGCUAGUUAACAUAUAAAUAAAGAUAAUUCUUUUCUAUUUUUGUUUAUGUAUAAGGUAGUUGUUUUGUUAGUAAACGUAUUUCGCAUUUAUAUCCAAAAAAAAAGUUUAAAACUGUCUAAAAUAAUUAGAAAUACAGUCUUAUGUUGGUUAGACAAAAUCAUUUGGUUAGUAAUGUUAGUAUCAUCACAUGUGCCUAGUCAUUGACUAGUUUGUUGUACACUAAACUGUGUAUACUGUAUGUACCUUUAGAUAUUAAUAUAUUUUGUAAUCAUUGACUGUAAAUGAAAUAAACUUGUCUAACACA
Messenger RNA from Trichoplusia ni (cabbage looper), 4242 nucleotides. Its product is annotated as rac GTPase-activating protein 1-like. Lineage: Eukaryota; Metazoa; Arthropoda; Insecta; Lepidoptera; Noctuidae. The coding region runs from base 178 to 2031 and encodes 617 amino acids. The transcript has 13 exons. Gene Ontology annotation, biological process: signal transduction. The record is from RefSeq and is a predicted model, not a curated record.